This is a messenger RNA of Neofelis nebulosa (Clouded leopard), 4497 nucleotides long. It is a transcript of the gene USH1G, whose product is annotated as USH1 protein network component sans. Bases 1560 to 2945 code for a protein of 461 amino acids. NCBI's taxonomy places the organism in Eukaryota, Metazoa, Chordata, Mammalia, Carnivora, Felidae. Gene Ontology annotation, biological process: sensory perception of sound; equilibrioception; sensory perception of light stimulus. The record is from RefSeq and is a predicted model, not a curated record. Gene Ontology annotation, molecular function: protein binding. The transcript has 3 exons.
UUCUUCCACACCUCGCGGGAGCCUGCCCUCGGCGCCGGCGGGCUCUCCUUGGGUCCCUGGGCCAGCUCCUCGGACAUGGCAGGGGCGACUGGACGAGGUUGGAGGGGGUCACUGUGGAGGAGGAGCGAACAGGACCCCGGGUCAACCCCGGGGGCUCUGCGACCCUUCGGGUCUUUGGCUCGAGGGCAGAGGGAAAGAAAGGCGGCGGCGGGCAGCCCCGUCGGACCCCGUCCUAAGUCCCCACUCCCCACUCCCCAAUCCGUUUUCCGUCUGGUCCGGGCACCCACCUGGCUGGGCCGGGAGCCCGCGCUGAGCUGGGGGUCAGGGGGUGGCGAGCGUCUCCUCUUUCCCACAGCGGGCUGGACGGGCGCUUUAUACCGGGGAGGGCAGGGUGAUUUACAGCCGCGGGAGCUCAGCUCCAUAAAUCUCUCAGCCCCACUCACAUGAUCCAUCUUUUCUCCGAGCUGAAUUUAGGGAAGAGCGCGCGGGAGCCAGAUAAGGUAAGAUUUAUAUUUACCCGUUAAGAGGCGGCCCCCCUCUCCCGCCCCCGCCGUCCCGUCACCUCGGAGCGGCAUGGCUCGGGCGCAGCCCCGCACUGCGACACCCAGAGGGCACCCCGUCCCGGGCGCCCACCGCGCCCUCGGGCUCCGCGACCCCGGCCGCCCAGAGCCCCGAGAACUGAUGAUGCUCUAUACACGCCCCGAGGGCUCACAGGCACCCGGACGCCCUCCCAGCCCCGGCACACCCUAUACCUUCGCGCCCCUCUGCUGCUGCCCCAAGAUCGGGACCCCAGUGCCCCUUUCCCUGACACCCUCAAGGUGGUCGAAGUUCCUUCUUCCUCUAUCCCUCCCCGGAGUCUUCUGCUCGGCUGGAAGCCGCCAGCCGGGUUUGGGUAUCAAGUUCAAGUUCGCCAGAGGCGCGCGGAGUCCGCGUCCAGUCUUCCAGCGCCCCCUGCUGGAGCGCGGCUCCCCGACCCCGCGUUGGGGGGGGUGGGGCGGGGGCGGUGGUGGCAGCCGGGACGCAGGGUGCUUCUCGCCGUCUGGGGGUCAGUCCUCAGACCCCUCCUAGGCCCACCGUCCUAGCGAUCCAGACUGCCCUCGGACACCCCUCCCCAGCCCUUGGCCCGUCCCUUUGACGGGUGGAGACAUCGGGAGCCGCAGAGCGGGGGCUCCCGUGACGACAGACUCCGGACUGUCCGCAGACUAGGCCUCAUGGGGCAGGGUGCUGAGGUGACCACUUUUGGAACAGGGCAGGGCCUCGCGUGGGUCACUCCUGCGCGCUCGGGAGCAGGGUGUUUAGGACCCAGGGGCCGCCCGGGGGCGGCUCCCCAGGCGGCGGGAGAUCCUUCUCCCCCCUCCCUCCCGGGGCGAGCGGCUCAGAUGUCGGAGUAGCGGCGGCUCCCGGCGCUCCGCAACCUGCGUCUGCGGCAGCGGGGGCUGGCGGCCCGGCCCCUGCCCGGCCCCCUCCCCCAACCCCAUGCCUCAGCCCUAACCCCUCCGCCCUCCCCCGCGGGGGGCAUUUCCUGGUGCCCCCUGCCCUCCCCGUCCAAGUCAGGCGCCAUGAACGACCAGUACCACCGGGCGGCCCGGGACGGCUACCUGGAGCUCCUCAAAGAGGCCACCAGGAAGGAGCUGAACGCCCCCGACGAGGAUGGCAUGACUCCCACCCUCUGGGCUGCCUACCAUGGCAACCUGGAGUCGCUGCGUCUCAUCGUGAGCCGAGGGGGUGACCCAGACAAGUGUGACAUCUGGGGCAACACGCCCCUGCACCUGGCAGCUUCCAAUGGCCACCUGCACUGCCUCUCCUUCCUGGUGUCCUUCGGGGCCAACAUCUGGUGCCUGGACAACGACUACCACACGCCGCUGGACAUGGCCGCCAUGAAGGGCCACAUGGAGUGCGUGCGCUACCUGGACUCCAUCGCGGCCAAGCAGAGCAGCCUCAACCCCAAGCUGGUGGGCAAGCUGAAGGACAAGGCCUUCCGCGAGGCGGAGCGGCGCAUCCGCGAGUGCGCCAAGAUGCAGCGCAAGCACCACGAGCGCAUGGAGCGGCGCUACCGGCGCGAGCUGGCCGAGCGGUCGGACACGCUCAGCUUCUCCAGCCUCACGUCCAGCACCCUGAGCCGCCGGCUGCAGCACCUGGCGCUGGGCAGCCACCUGCCCUACUCGCAGGCCACGCUGCACGGCACGGCCAGGGGCAAGGCCAAGAUCCAGCGGAAGCUGGAGCGGCGCAAGCAGGGCGGCGAGGGCACCUUCAAGAUCUCCGAGGACGGCCGCAAGAGCGUGCGCUCGCUCUCGGGCCUGCAGCUGGGCAGCGACGUGAUGUUCGUGCGCCAGGGCACCUACGCCAACCCCAAGGAGUGGGGCCGCUCCCCGCUCCGGGACAUGUUCCUCUCGGACGAGGACAGCGUCUCCCGUGCCACGCUGGCGGCCGAGCCUGCCCACUCGGAGGUCAGCACCGACUCAGGCCACGACUCCCUGUUUACGCGGCCCGGCCUGGGCACCAUGGUGUUCCGCCGGAACUACCUGACCAGCGGGCUGCACGGGCUGGGCCGCGAGGACGCGGCGCUGGACGGCGGGGGCGCGCCGCGAGGCCGGCUGCAGAGCUCCCCCAGCCUGGACGACGACAGCCUGGGCAGUGCCAACAGCCUGCAGGACCGCAGCUGCGGGGAGGAGCUGCCCUGGGACGAGCUGGACCUGGGCCUGGAUGAGGACCUGGAGCCCGAGACGAGCCCGCUGGACACCUUCCUGGCCUCUCUGCACCUGGAGGACUUCGCCUCCCUCCUGCGGCAGGAGAAGAUUGACCUCGAAGCGCUGAUGCUGUGCUCCGACCUUGACCUCCGCAGCAUCAGCGUCCCCCUGGGGCCCCGCAAGAAGAUUCUGGGGGCCGUGAGGAGGAGGAGGCAGGCGCUGGAACGCCCGCCUGCUCUGGAGGACACAGAGUUGUAACAGGGGGCUCCUCUCUCCAGACCAAAUGAAUUGCGAGUUGCCACAACCCACCGUGAGGCCACGAGGUCCUCACGGUCGCCAGCCCUGAAGCCCCCCCGGCCCCUCCCCAGGAGCAAAGACCGUGUGGGUCAUCUCCCUUGAAAGCCUGUCCACACUCCACAACGGAGGUGUAGCCUGGAGGUACCAGCAAGGGGUCCAGGAGCCCUUGAGCCACUCCCGUCUGAAUGGCCUUAAAGGACAUGUGGAUUCCUGGAAGGCCAGCUCCAGAGGAAGGGCAGGGGACCCCUGGGGCCCCAGGGGAUAGACGACAUACCCAUUAGAGCUGGAUGGGAGUGUGUGUGGAGGGGACAUGGCCUGUCCCAGGGGCCACUGUCUCUCCCCACCCCUCCUCUGAGGGUCCUGCUGUGCUCAGGCUGGAGACUCGCUCACUUCUUACAUUUUUGUGAAGGGAAGAGUUUGGGCUGGCUCCCUCCCCUCCCCCUCCAUGCCGCAGAGAGGAGGUUCCUGGCUAGACUCUUCAGCCAAAUGCCCUGACUUUGGUCCCCACUCCUGCCCCAAGCCAGCCCCCUUCUCCUUCACCUAUUGGCCAUGUCCGGGAGUUGGGGCGCCAGGCUGGCAUGAAGUGGGGGUGACUGGCACCCUUACCAGCUCACCUGGUGGUGGGGCCUGGCCUGACUCUGCCCUCCUCACGCUCAGGCCUCCAGCCUGGUCCCCCUCCAGGGACCCCAGAGGGUCAGGCCAAUAGAUGCAAGGUGCUAGAGCAAUAAUCUGCAGUAUUAUGGCUCCGAGGCCUGGCGGGCGUGUCCUGGGCUGGAGAAAGGCAUCUGCCAACAGCCUCAGCUGGGUGUCUAGCCUAGUUUGGGGGAGUCCUGGGACAUGGAAGAGACUGGGGAUGUGGAUAAUCUAAGCUGCUGACUGUCCCCAGGUCCCCAGGGCCCUGUGCAUGUGUGUCUGUGCUGGGGGCUGGCUGGUGGCUUUCCCUCCGGGUCUGGAGGUGGCUGGGCAGCUGCGAGGUUCUGUGUAGGUAGGUCAGCAGGAGCUCAGUAUGUGUCCCUGCUCUGUGAUGGCAGCGAGACCAGGGAGGAGGCCAGCCCUGGACCCGCAUCCCUGACCCUCCCGCUCCCACCGGGAGCACCACUGCAGCUCCCAUCUCUUUCCUGGGCCCCCUUGGCUAGGUCAGGAGAUGAGGGGAUACCCAAAGAAUGCCACAGGCCUCCCUCUGCAUCUGUGUCUGUGCUGGGGGAGGGGGACGGGGGAGCGGUUUCCGUUCCCACAAAGAGGGCUUGGUGGCCUGUCGCUGCCACCCUGAGCCCAUGCCAGUCCUUUGCCCUGUCAUCUGGGCCUGGGGCCGCCCCCAAGUGCCGACUCGACUUUCUCAGAGCCCCAGGUGCUGCCCUUUUUCUUCUGUUCCCUGUCUGUGUCCUGCCUCAGCCUCCUCCCUGUUCUCCCAGUUCCCGGGGUGGGGCAGGCUCUGGGACUCCCACUGCCACACAAAGUACCCCUCCCGCAGGCUCAUUAUAACUUUUGUAGAGAAUGUUCUGUAUCGUUGUCA